Messenger RNA from Effrenium voratum, 1992 nucleotides. NCBI's taxonomy places the organism in Eukaryota, Dinophyceae, Suessiales, Symbiodiniaceae. The record is from the annotation of a GenBank genome assembly.
AUGGAGCCUGAGGACUGGCAGUCGCGGUGGGACGAACGCACCAGCCGUUAUCCACCCUCUCCUCCACGCAGUGUGCACCUGCGAGAAGGUUCUGAGGAUCGAAGGAGGGAUCUUCACGAUGUCCGUGAUGUGCGCGACUUUCGCAGUCGGGGUGCUCGCCGGCGAGGCGACCGUAGCCGGGAUAGCCGCGACAGCCGCGGCCGAAGCGACAGGAUGGAGCAUGCUCGCCAGCGUUCUGACAGUCCAGAUUACGCAGGACGUGUGCGACGACGCAUCUCCGGCACAGGUCGGCGAUCCAGACCCCGGCGCUGGCAAGGCGAGCCGCCGAGUGCAGAUGAAGGACGCGGGAGAGUUGAGCCAAGCGCCGGUCCGUACGCGGCAGCUAAGCCGCCGCGCCGGGUGCGCACCUUCGAUCUAGAGCCGCCGCGGGAGGCACACGUGACGGCCAUCGCUGCCUCGGCUUGCGCUACCUCGGCUUGUGCGACCGCAACGGCUGUUACAACAGCAACGUGGGCAACUACUGCCACGUCAACUGUCACAGCCAUGGCUCAGACGAUGUGUGCGACCACGACUGCUGCUGCCACGGUUCCAUCAGGUCCGACGCUUGUGCUGGACCAGCUGGUGGAUGAGGCCGCGUCGCUGCGGAAGACCGCGGUGGCGGAGGUGAUGGUCUUCUGCUUAGAGCAGGCCGCCCACGCCAAGGAGCUGGCGAAUCAGCUGGCUGCGCGGUGCGUGGCCUUGCACUACACGCCCUUGGGCCGCCUUGAAUUGGCGUGCAUCUUCUGCAUUUCAGACAUUUUGCAGAACUUGAGCUACUCCCAUCGCUGCCCCGGCGCCACCGCAUACCGCUCAGCCUUUGAGGAGCUGCUUCCGAGCGUGUUCCAUCGGAUGUACUGCGGCCUGGUGGCGCUUGGAGAGGCCACUGGGGAGAGGAGCUUCACGGAGAUGAAGCUGCGGCGCGUCCUCAAGGCAUGGCGAGAUGCGGAGGUCUAUCCCAAGAUCUACCUGGACGGUCUGGAGGCGGCGGGCUUUGCUGGAGCGCUUCAGACGGAAGCGAUGGCCCAGCCUCUGAGCAAGGAGACCCGGAUGAAGCUGGAAGUCUAUGCAGCAUUGGACCCACUCGCGCUGGAGAGAAGAUGUCGGAAUAGAGGGCUGUGGUCGGUGAGCUGGAACCAGAUCCCACCGUCCAAGUCUAUGUUACUGCAAAGGCUGAGGGUCUUCGAGGACUACUGGUCCGUGCGAUCAAAGAGCUCCGGCGCAGCUCAGCCGGCCUUGCCACAAGUACAAGAUGAUCUUGAUGGGACUCCAGUCGAAGCGAGUCAGCGGGCGCCCAGGAUGGAGCCAACGAGACGCGGACCUAUGGCGACCGCGUGGUCCUUGGCCUCCACGCCGGUGCCAGCGGCCAGUGUAGACGAAGACCUGGAUGGCGAGCCAAUAGGCGUGCUGGAGCUCCAGCAAUGGCGCGCGGCCAAAGCAGCCGCGGCGAUGUCGGCAUGGAGCGAGCAAAGCUUCCCUCCUCCUGCGGCAAUGUUCCCGGUGCCAGCGGACUUCGACGCGGCGGCGAUCGAUGCGUUGCUGUCAGCUAGCCAGGAACCCGAGCCCCAGCCAGCUCUUCUUGCUGUUGCCCAAAGCAGUGCUGGGGCACCGCGCCAGGAUGGUGUCGAUCCAUAUCCUGAGGACCUCAUCUCCCGCAGGGGCCGCGAGCGGAGAAGGCGCAGCGCCAGCCGUGAGAGAGGCCAGUCACGCAAGCGGCGAAGAAGAGGGGAACGACGGCCGGUGGAUCCUAGCGUGGCAGCGGCCAAGGCCGCGGCCUCGGCGGCCUCGGCGGCCUCGGCGGCCAGGGCGGCGGCCAGCGCGGCGGCGUUCCUGUCCGCCAGGUCCAGAGCAGCUGCUCCCGCUCCGGCAGCCCCGACAGCACGUCUACAGGCGAGCAAAAGCCCCGAACCCGAUGCCGAGCUGGAUGGAGAGCCUCUUACCGAUGAGGACCUUUAG